Anastrepha ludens (Mexican fruit fly) is the source of this 5875-nucleotide messenger RNA. Its product is annotated as protein argonaute-2. Lineage: Eukaryota; Metazoa; Arthropoda; Insecta; Diptera; Tephritidae. The transcript is spliced from 11 exons. The coding region runs from base 60 to 3872 and encodes 1270 amino acids. The record is from RefSeq and is a predicted model, not a curated record. Gene Ontology annotation, molecular function: RNA binding; protein binding.
CAGAGACAGAACUUCGCAAAAUAAAGUAGAAAUUUCAACAGUAAAUUAAAGUGAGAAAUAUGGGUAAAAAGAAUAAAAAUAAAACCGGUGGAGGACAAAGCAGCGGUGAACCUGCACCAACUGGACCUACGCCACCACAGGGACAGCAGCGGCAACCACCGCAGCAUGAAAUGCCAACUAGUAGUGGAUCCGCUUCAGCACAACAAUCACAGCAAUCGCAAAGACAACAAGAGCAACGACCAAAGCAGCAGGAGCAAUUAAGUGGUCAACAACACCCACAGCAGCGGAAGCAAGCUCAGGGUCAACAACAACCUCAGGGACAAAAACAACAACAGAAGCAAGCACGGGGUCAACAGCAACCAAAGGGACAACAACAACAAGAACAGCAAAAGCAAGCACGGGGUCAACAACAACAGUAUGAGCAGCAGGAGCAAACAUGGCGUAAACAACAACCACAGGGACAGCAACAACAACAACAGCCGCACCAGCAACAACAACCACAGCUGCAGGAGCAAACAUGGCGUCAACAACAACCACAGCAGGAGAAGCAAGCAUGGGGUCAACAACAACCACAACAGCAGACACAAGCAUGGGGUCAACAACAACCACAACAACAGCAGCAGAAGCAACCACAGAAACAACAACAACAGCAGCAACCGAAGCAAGCAUGGGGUCAGCAACAACCGCAUGAGCAGCAACAACCACAGCUGCAGGAGCAAACAUGGCGUCAACAACAACCACAGCAGGAGAAGCAAGCAUGGGGUCAACAACAACCACAACAGCAGACACAAGCAUGGGGUCAACAACAACCACAACAACAGCAGCAGAAGCAACCACAGAAACAACAACAACAGCAGCAACCGAAGCAAGCAUGGGGUCAGCAACAACCGCAUGAGCAGCAACAACCACAGCUGCAGGAGCAAACAUGGCGUCAACAACAACCACAGCAGGAGAAGCAAGCAUGGGGUCAACAACAACCACAACAGCAGACACAAGCAUGGGGUCAACAACAACCACAACAACAGCAGCAGAAGCAACCACAGAAACAACAACAACAGCAGCAACCGAAGCAAGCACGGGGUCAACAACAACAACAGCAGCAGCAGAAGCAACCACAGGAACAACAACAACCACAGCAACGGAAGCAAGCAUGGGGUCAGCAACAACCGCAUGAGCAGCAACAACCACAGCUGCAGGAGCAAACAUGGCGUCAACAGCAACCACAACAUCAGAAGCAAGCAUGGGGUCAACAACAGCCGCCACAACAACAAGAAUUUAAACAACAGCCCAGUAGCUCAUCCUAUACACAAUCUUCUGGAGCUGUCCCGAAACAGGCAGGAGAACAACCUUCACCGCAGAGACAGACUCCUAUUCAAGCAGCAUCGCAAACUGCAUCAUCACGAUCAUCCCGUACAAGCAUUUCCCAGUCUUCUUCAUCAACUUCUAUUACAUCAUCUACGUCCCAAAGAAGCAUACAACCCGGCACUUUGGGCAUAAAAGGUGAAGUUGAAGCUAAUUAUUUGGUUUUGAAUUUAGGCAAAAUGCCUGAUAUAGCAUACCAUUAUGACGUUACUAUUACACCGGAUCGCCCUAAGAAAUUUUUCCGAAGUGCUUUCAAACAGUUCAUAAACACUCAUCUGCCUGGUCAAACCGUCGCUUUUGAUGGCGUUAAGAGUUGUUACAUGGUAGAAAGGUUACCAAAUCCAGUUUAUGAAGGCGAUGUUAAGAUAGCAGAUUCCGGUUCGAGGCAAAUACAAUUUAGAGUUUCUAUUAAACUCACAGACAAUCCCGAAGUUGAGCUGCGAUCGUUAAAAACUUACCAUAAUGAGCGUGUGUUUGACAAACCAAUGCGUGCCCUACAAUGUAUUGAGGUUGUUUUAGCAAAUGAUUGCCACAACAAAGGUAUACGUGCGGGUCGCUCCUUCUUUACACGACCUAAUAAAACAAUGGACCUCGAUGAGGGCUACGAGUUAUACACAGGACUUUACCAAGCUGCUAUAUUGGGUGAACAGCCUUAUUUAAAUGUAGAUAUUUCACAUAAGUCAUUUCCUAUGCCGUAUGAUUUGAUUACUUAUUUGGAGAGUGUAUUGAAUUGUAAUAGACAAUCCAAUUUAGACCCAAGAAACUUGCAAAGGCUAUCUAAGCACUUGAAAAAUUUGAAAGUGGUUUAUAACCCACCUCCUAGUUUUGGUGCUGGUCCACGCUCUUAUAAAGUAAACGAUAUCAGUAGAGAACCCGCUGCCACUUUGUCAUUUACCACUGACAAUGGAGAAAAGUUUACUGUUCAAAAAUACUUCCAAAGUCGUGGUUUUAAUUUGAGAUACCCUAAUUUAAACUGCGUAGUGGCGGGAUCAACAAUAAGGCCGAAUUAUUUCCCGAUGGAAUUAUGUAGCAUUGAAGCAGGACAAGCCAUCAGGAGAAAAGAUGGAAGCAGACAAGUUCAAAAGAUGAUUCGAUUCGCAGCAACAUCGACAGAUGAACGUAAACGAAAAAUUAUGCAAAAGCUCGAGUAUUUUAAUAUUAAUGCGGAUCGCCUCGUACAAGCCUUCGGUAUUAGCGUCGGCGAACAAUUUAUAAAGGUACCAAUGAGAUUGCUGAAAGCACCAGCAAUUGAAUAUCACUCGAGCAAAUACGUAGAGCCUCGUAAUGGCUCGUGGCGCAAUUUACCGUUUUUAGAAACCGGAGCAGCUUUCAAAAAAAGUGGUCAUAAAUGGGCUAUCAUAUAUACUCCAUCCAGAUUUUUGAAAUAUCCAACUUUAAUGGAUUUGGCAAACAUGUUAUAUAAUGGAGCCAAACGAAUGGGAAUAAACUUGGAUGCCCAAAAGGACAUAAAAGAAACAGGAAAUAUUGUUGCAACUUUAGAAGAAUAUAAAAGAAAUGAUUACGAUUUGGUUAUAGUUGUAAUUCCCGGCUUUGGCACCUCGUAUGCUGAUAUUAAACAGAAAGCCGAACUAGUUUGUGGUCUUCUAACCCAAUGUAUCAAAGAGCAGACUUUAAAUCGUGGUGUGAACGAUAUGUUGAUCUCGAAUUUGCUGCUAAAAGUAAAUUCAAAACUAAAUGGAUCCAAUCACAAAAUAUCGGCUAAUCAUCACGUUGUACUUGACCACGUCAUGUUUAUGGGCGCUGAUGUCACUCAUCCAUCACCCGACCAAAAUAACAUACCAAGUGUCGUCGGUGUGGCAGCCUCGCACGACCUAAAUGGCUCUGUUUACAACAUGCAAUACCGUUUACAAGAGCCAGCAAAAGAAGAGAUCGUUGACAUGCGAACCAUUGCUUAUCACCAUCUAAGAGUAUAUUUUCAAAAACAGAAAUGUUAUCCUAAAAGUAUUAUAUAUUAUCGCGACGGUGUAUCAGACGGACAGUUCCAAAAGGUGGAGAUGCUAGAACUUGGUGCUAUACGGGCCGUAUGCAAAGAAUUGGGUAUUACACCUAAAAUAACUUGCAUAAUUGUGGUGAAGCGCCAUCAUACUCGCUUUUUCCCUACAAAGCCGACUGGGGAUAAAUGGAAUAAUGUUCUGCCUGGGACGGUAGUUGAUCAGAAAAUCGUACACCCAAACGAGACGCAGUUCUUUAUGGUAAGCCACCAAUCCAUUCAAGGUACAGCAAAACCUACACGUUACAAUGUGAUUGUGGAUGAUGCCAAAAUGUCUAUGGACGAUUUGCAAAAGAUGACCAACAACUUGUGUUACAUGUUUCCUCGUUGUAAUCGCGCAGUUUCUUAUCCGGCACCAGCAUACCUAGCCCAUUUAGUUGCAGCACGUGGUCGUGUUUAUAUUGACGGACCACCACUACGGCGAGCCCUACCUGAGGAAUAUAAAAAGCGUUUGAUUAAUGAGAGGUUCAUGAAUACCACGCCGAUGUUCUUUGUUUAAAUGAGAAAUGAAAUUUCGGAUUCUCAUUCAGAUACAUAUAUUCAUCCACAUCCGAUAUACAUAGCUUAUGAUUAUUGUGUGUGUUUGAGCACCAAAUUUUCAUUUAGUCCAAUAGUUUCCCCCAAAUAACCGAUGCUUUUCUGCAAAAAAAACUUAUUUAUAGUCCAACAAACUUGGUUUCAGACGGGCUUAUUUUUUCGAUAGAAAUAAUUUUCAACUCAAAACAGCGCUUGCUACUAAUUUGGCCUUUUCACCUUCCAUCUAAUUGGGCAGUAAAAAUUGAACAUGCUGCCAUUUUGUUAAUUUUUGCGUAAAGUGUGAUAUUAUCUGAUAAAAAUGAACACUUCCGCAAUUAUUAAAGCUCUUAGACACCCACUAUCUUUAUGUUUAUCUAAAUUUUCAUAAACCACGGAAAUGCUGCUAUCACAGCCCGAAUAGAGCCCCUAUAAGCUCAUAAUAUUAGGGCCUCAAAUUCCCUGUUCUCAAUUAUAAAGGGUAUUUCAAAAGACGCGACUAGUUGCUGUUUUAAAAUAAAAUACGUGAAUUUUAGAUUAUUCAGGUUUCACUAUUUUUAUUUAAAAUACGGCUCCUAACAAUUAUAUGUGAAAAAUUACACAAUUUGAAUGUCUACCAUGAGCACGUCUACAGGUAAAAUGCCUGAGAGAGAGAGAGAUGAGAUAUCGAUACUGAAGAUUGUUCAGCAACACUUUGUACCUCAGCAGCAAUAUUCUCAACAGAACAUCCAGUUUUAGUUAGUCCUUUUCCUAUCCGAAAGAGAACCAGUUUCUUGAAAUUUGUUCACCAAAUUUGAAUUGUCGACGCAUUCAGAUUUUUCACCAAAAAAUGACGAAUUUUGAUGACGUUCUUAAGGGGUUAUACGCAGUUAUGAAGCAAAUAAAAGACGGGUUGUCAAGGAUUUAUCCUGAAGAAACUUCAGAAUAUUUUAAUUUGAAAAUUUUUGGCGGUUAUAAAAGCAUCCUUCAAGAACGUAACAAAAUUUUUUAUUUAUGAAAAUGUUGAUUAUAGAGCGCGCUGCAGGCGAUUUCUGGAACCUCCUUUAAAAAAAGACGAUUUACGGUGUACAUCGUAACUCAGGAUUGGAUUAUCUGAAAUCAAAAAACCAAACAAAUUUUGUUAAUAUAUUAGAUUAUCUAGUAAUUAAUCGUUCGGCUAAUCAAAAUAGUGAAUUUUCACAAAAUGGCAGCUUUAAAAGAAAUGAUUUCGAUUUUUACGUUAAAAUUUGGCCGUAAAUUGAUUAUAAAAUGGAAAAUAAGUAUCAGAUUUACAAAAGGAACGAUUAAUUACUAGAAAAUGUAUCUUUAAAGAUUGAGUUAAAACGGUUGACCGAUCAAACAAGCCGUUUUCGAGAUAUCGUGUACACCGACUUGAAAAAUGCCGUUUUGAAAAAAACACGUUUAAAGUUUCAAUACCUACCUUAAAACGUGCCGAGGCAUCUCUACAUAUUUAGGUAUAACUCCGAAAGUAUUGCUUAGAUCUACUUCAAAUUUCGUGCGUAUACUUUUGAAUAUAUCAAUACAUUACAAAAAUGCAAUAAAAAAACAUCGAUUUUUUUGAAAGUCAUAACUGCGUAUAACCCCUUAAAGAUCGACCAUAUUCAUAACAAGUUUCAAUAAUUUGAAUGCGUUGUUCGAUCGCCUAAAAUUGAACAUCUGUCUACUUGAAAUGUAUAAAAAACGUUCCGCUUAGGAGUAAUUCGCUACUGGCAUCUGGGCGUCACUUUUGAAAUACCCUUUAGUUAAGUAAUUGACCAAAAAAAGUUAAUAAUUGAAAAAAAACUAUUAUUGAAAAUAACAAUUUUAACAAUAAAUUUUUGCACUCAGUUAUAUUUUUUCUAUUUGCUAUUUAAUAACAAGACCUUGAUAAAACUAAUUCAAUAUCUUUGUAUUAUUCCUUAUUCCGUAUUUGCAUUAUUCACACGUAUAAAGCGCCUGUGCUUAUUUGUUUUAUUUCCAAAGCACGUAAUAAAUUUACCAAGUGCUGUA